This is a messenger RNA of Vidua chalybeata, 1002 nucleotides long. It is a transcript of the gene RPL36A, whose product is annotated as ribosomal protein L36a. Gene Ontology annotation, molecular function: structural constituent of ribosome. Gene Ontology annotation, cellular component: ribosome; cytosolic large ribosomal subunit. The transcript has 6 exons. Gene Ontology annotation, biological process: translation. The coding region runs from base 146 to 466 and encodes 106 amino acids. Lineage: Eukaryota; Metazoa; Chordata; Aves; Passeriformes; Viduidae. The record is from RefSeq and is a predicted model, not a curated record.
CUCCGCCCACGGCGGCCGCCUGCUCUCCUCCCACCGCCAGGGGGCGCCGUGCCCCGUGCCCUCUGCUCUCGCCUCUCUAUGGUCGGCAGCUCACAUUCACUUCCGCUUCCGGUCGCUGCUUUCUCUCCGGGCCGCCGCCGCCAAAAUGGUGAACGUGCCGAAAACCCGCCGGACCUACUGCAAGAAGUGCGGGAAGCACCAGCCGCACAAGGUCACGCAGUACAAGAAGGGGAAGGACUCGCUCUACGCGCAGGGAAAAAGGCGUUACGAUCGGAAGCAGAGUGGCUAUGGGGGCCAGACAAAGCCUAUCUUCCGGAAAAAGGCCAAGACCACCAAGAAGAUUGUGCUGAGGCUGGAGUGUGUGGAGCCCAACUGCAGGUCCAAGAGGAUGCUGGCAAUUAAGAGGUGCAAGCACUUUGAGCUGGGAGGAGACAAGAAGAGAAAGGGCCAGGUGAUCCAGUUCUGAGCGUCAUCCUGCUCAUCGUUACGGACCGUAUUAAAUGGGAUGCGUGUUGCUGUACUUGCCAUGUCAGGAUCAUUCCAGCCCCCUGGCCCAGCUAUCUUCACAAUGGUGUCCUGGUGAAGUGCUGUCCAGUCUAAGAUACUCUUGAUGCUGCUCCAGGAGUCAUAGACAUCAUAGAAGUUCCUCCAGUGAUUGCAGUACUGUUUGAUCUCUGUGUAAUUGGGCUGCCAGAACAAUGAGUGUGAUUAGACAGAGCAUCUGGCUGUACAGCAGGAGUGUCAACAAGGCUAGACUGGACCAAAGGUAGCUUGGUGGAGAACCAGGGAAACCCCUUCCAUCACCAGCUAUCUGGAUGAUGUAGUGCACGUUUGUUCCCUUGAAUGCUUUGUGCCCAGUAACUCCACUCUGACAUGUUCUAGACAACACUAUUGCUCCCCUUGAGAGAACAGUUGUCAUCACCAGCUGUGUUACAAAAUUCCUUCCCGGUUUUACUGAAGGUGUGACAAGGCCAGUGGGAUUAAACUGUAAUAUCCCAGUAA